AUGUCUUUGUUAGGAGUAAGACUUUGUUCAUGGAAACUAACCCAAUGUCAGUUAGGAACCAGGGCUAGAUUGCCCCGAGUCUUUGCUCUUGUCCAUGGAAAACAUCUGUUGUCUACAAGUACCAGAAUUGAGACUUUUAACCAGCCACUGUCGGGGAAUGACAUGCACAGAAGUGGAGGAAUUGCUUCCUUCAUGAGACUUCCAGUGCAGGAAACUACAGAAGGACUGAAUGCUUGCUUCGUCGGAGUACCUCUGGAUGCGGGUACUUCAAACCGAUCCGGCACUAGAAUGGGUCCCAGACAGAUAAGGACGGAGUCCGUGUUGUUAAGACUUGUGAACGUGGCAACUGGUGCAGCACCCUUUGAAAGCCUGCAAGUCGCCGAUAUUGGAGAUGUGCCUUUCAAUGCCUACAACUUACACCUGGCGGUCAAACAAAUCAGAGAAGCUUAUCGCGCUAUUAUUAAAGACGGUUGUGUCCCUUUGACUCUUGGUGGCGACCACACUUUGUCAUACCCCAUUCUACAGGCAAUCAAGGACAGAUAUGGUCCGGUGUGCUUGGUUCACAUCGAUGCUCACUCGGACACCAGUGAUCUCAUGUUUGGAGAAAAGAUUGCUCACGGCACGCCCUUUAGAAGAGCUAUAGAAGACGGUUGUCUAGACUGCAAACAGUCGAUACAGAUUGGCUUGAGAGGGUCUGGAUACACCCUGGAUGACUACAGAUGGGUUUCCGAUCAGGGUGUGAGGGUUGUGCCUGCUAACGAUUGUUGGAACAAGUCUCUUGUCCCACUGAUGGAGGAAGUAAGGAAAGCAAUAGGAGAGAAGCCCGUAUACAUCAGCUUCGACAUAGAUGGGCUUGAUCCUUCUGUGGCACCAGGAACUGGAACGCCAGAGAUUGCUGGAUUGACAAUCAUUCAAGGACUAGAGAUUCUUCGUGGUUGUCGGGGCCUGAAUGUUAUCGGUGCUGACCUGGUCGAGGUCUCGCCGCCAUAUGAUCCGUUUGGGACAACUGCCCUUGUAGCUGGAAACCUGCUUUUUGAGAUGCUCUGUGUGUUACCACGUGUGAAGUACUACAACAAGUGA
Candidula unifasciata is the source of this 1080-nucleotide messenger RNA. The record is from the annotation of a GenBank genome assembly. NCBI's taxonomy places the organism in Eukaryota, Metazoa, Mollusca, Gastropoda, Stylommatophora, Geomitridae.